AUGGCUUCUGUCACUGCUCCCAAGAAGCCGUCUGCCCCGAAGGGAAGAGGCCGUCCGCCUGCUGAAAUGGAUUUCAAGGAAUGGGUCCAACCUCUGCUCAAAAAGGGGGGGCUGCCCCUUCUCGGGUCAACAUACAAGCCCACGCCAAUUCAUGGGUCAGGUGAAGACAAGCUAGUUCUGCACCACACACUCAACUUCCCUCAUAAAACGGCCAAGGAGGGAUUGUUCGCGCAUCCAGCCUGGUACCUCUUCAAGCCUCGUGUCUCGAGCGGACGGAGCACGCCGGAAUCAGAGAGAGAGAGACAGCAGGGAACGCUAAGCAGCUCGCCGCCCAAGAUCAAGUCUUCCUCAGAGGACGGAAACAGACUGACCCAAACUCAAACGCGAACAAGCAACACCAGCUCGGGUCCCACCAGCUCGGGUCCCACCCUGCUAAAACAAUCAACGGGACUGACGGGCGAUACAAACGUGACAGUCCCGGAUCGAGAACGCUCGGCUAGCCCACCGCCGACGUUGAACCAAGAGGCCGAUAUUGGUCUCCCAUUGGGCCAGAUUUAUCGCGGCGAGACGCAACCGCAUGCGACCAGCUACUAUCUCGUCCUGGACGAGUACCAGCGUGUCUGGCUGUGGCGGCACAGCCCCGACAAAGAAGAAGAGAGCGACGAGUUCGAUGGCGUGCUCAGCACCGACAUGGAUUCACAUUUCAGGGCCACUAUUUUGUGGCAUGAUCUUGACGAGUGGGCCAAGAAAGGAUGCAAGGAAGUCGAUAACGCCUCUUUCAGCUCACAGAUCAGAGACCAUGCCACUGUCUCCACCACCAACCUCGAUCUCGUCCAGCUCGGCGAAAAACAGGUUGCCGAUGCAAGGACCAUUGGUUUGGAAGCGCACGCAAAGUAUCAGAUAGACAUGGCAGCAUACCUGGCUGCUCACAAGUAA
Lasiosphaeria miniovina is the source of this 936-nucleotide messenger RNA. RefSeq lists its product as uncharacterized. The transcript has a single exon. The record is from RefSeq and is a predicted model, not a curated record. NCBI's taxonomy places the organism in Eukaryota, Fungi, Ascomycota, Sordariomycetes, Sordariales, Lasiosphaeriaceae. The coding region runs from base 1 to 936 and encodes 311 amino acids.